AUGGACAAAAUCACAUUAACUGUGUUUACCGAAGACUUCGCGAAACUUUGUUUUAUGUGCCAUGUCUGUGAUGACUUAUUUUUAUACGAAGACGAUUUAAAAGAUCAUGUCAAAGAGCACGGAAACACAAAAUGUUACGUGUGUGUGGCAUGUGAUGCUGCAUUCACCGAGGCUGUAGACCUCCAUCGUCAUGAGUGCGACUUUACCGAAGACAGUCCUCACUCGGAAAAAUACAUGGCCAGCCUAAACGACAGUUCGAAUCACAGCCCGCUUGAGGAAACACUUCUGACAGAUGAUCAACAAAACCAUGAGGUGAACCCUCCUAAACCAGAAGAACACUUGAAACACAAUUGCGUUAAAAAACAAAACACUAUGAAAUGUAAUGUAUGCGGGAUUUGUGGUGUUAUUUUCGACAUUGAAAGCAGUUUUUUGUGCCACAGGAUGGAGCAUCAAAUGGAAUAUUGCUAUUGUGACAUUUGUGAAAGAAAAUUGCGUGGAUACCGCCUCAGGAAACAUAUAAUGACCCAUGCAAGACGAUUCUCGUGCACCCAGUGCGACAAAAUGUUCUCAAAUAAAAGGUUUCUGCAGAAGCAUCAACAAGUUCACUCCAAGUCAGAAAAUGGACAAUUGAGCGAAGUUGGCCUAACCUGUGAAAAGGGAAAGACCAUAAGUGAAACAGCAAACGUCCAUCAGUCUGGUGAUGGACCAACAGGACAUAGUUCGCCCUCACCUGUAUCUGCACCUCAAGUGAAAUAA
Messenger RNA from Procambarus clarkii (red swamp crayfish), 756 nucleotides. The record is from RefSeq and is a predicted model, not a curated record. NCBI's taxonomy places the organism in Eukaryota, Metazoa, Arthropoda, Malacostraca, Decapoda, Cambaridae.